Messenger RNA from Musa acuminata AAA Group (dessert banana), 1363 nucleotides. RefSeq names its product calmodulin-lysine N-methyltransferase-like. Lineage: Eukaryota; Viridiplantae; Streptophyta; Magnoliopsida; Zingiberales; Musaceae. Gene Ontology annotation, molecular function: calmodulin-lysine N-methyltransferase activity. The coding region runs from base 111 to 1151 and encodes 346 amino acids. The transcript is spliced from 7 exons. Gene Ontology annotation, cellular component: cytoplasm. The record is from RefSeq and is a predicted model, not a curated record.
CGCACGAGGAAAACAGAAUAGAAGCGGAGUGAGGCAGCGAGCGCCCUCGAUCGUUUUCUUGUUCGCUUUCUAAGUCAUCGAAGAACCGUUUCUUUGAGAUCAACAGCCGAAUGGAUAAAGGUGGGAUGGACGCGGCGCCUCCUCCUCCUCCUCGAUCCCCUGCAUCUCUCAGGUGGUCGAUCCUCCGCAAGUCGCUCCUCCGUCGUCCCUCCGCCGCACCAGUUAUGACUAGCUUUAAUCCGCUCAAGUGGGACGCAGAUGAUCCCUCGGAAGUGAACACCAAGAACGUAUCCAGGAAAAGAGGUGGUGUCUUUAACCUGAUCCCGUGUCACCCGGUUGACGAUAGCGAUUCAGUGGAAGUCGUAGAAGCUACCCUGCGGGCAAAAGAUCUCGUCGGUCCACGUGAUGUCUGCACACGCUACAAAUUACCUUUGGAGAAUGGUCCUGGACUUGUUAUGAUCCAAAGAAUGGAGGAUUGUGUUGACCUAAAUGAUUUUGAGAUCUCCACUAGAUUUGAUAUCGACACCACGGGGUUAGUUUGUAGUUGGCCUUCAGAAGAUGUCCUUGCUUAUUUUUGCGUAAAUCAUCCUUUUAUGUUCCGGUCCAAAAGAGUGAUUGAACUUGGAUCAGGUUAUGGGUUAGCUGGAUUGGCUAUUGCUGCAAGUUCAGAUGCUCAAGAGGUGGUAAUUUCUGAUGGGAACCCAAAUGUUGUUGAUUAUAUUCAGCGUAACAUAAGUCUCAAUGCUCAAGUUUUUGGAGCUACAAAAGUACAAUCAAUGAUCUUGCAUUGGAAUCAGGAUCUAGUUUCUGAUGUGUUGAGUUCCUUUGAUGUUGUUGUUGCAAGUGACUGCACUUUCUUCAAGCAAUUUCACGAAAGCCUUGCGUGUACAGUCAAGUCUCUCUUGAAACGUUCAGAGGUCUCUGAAGCCAUUUUUCUGAGUCCUAAGAGAGGUGAUUCACUAGUCAAGUUUAUAGAGAAAAUCAAGGAAAUUGGGUUGGAUUACAAAUUGCUUGAAAACUAUGACACCCACGUCUGGAAUAUUCAUCAAAAACUCCUGAAGGGCGAUGACUCCACAUGGGCUAACUAUGACCCUGAUCACUGCUACCCUCUAUUGUUAAGGAUGAAUUUUCCUGCACAUGAAUAUAAAUGAAACAUUCAAACAGCAAGUCAGGCAUUCAAGAUCAUUCUUUAUCAUUAAUGAACAUAAUUGAUAAUUGUUGAAAAUAUGAUUUUUCACUUUUUUAUUAACUUUGUUUACAUAAGUUGGGAUUCGGUAUUGUUCGAGUUUGAUAGAUUGGUAUUUCUUGUUAGAAGAACUGGUCCUUUAGAACUGAUGACACCGGAAUAGCCCUGUUUGGUAGA